Diutina rugosa is the source of this 1350-nucleotide messenger RNA. RefSeq names its product Zcf11p (gene ZCF11). Gene Ontology annotation, molecular function: RNA polymerase II transcription regulatory region sequence-specific DNA binding; DNA-binding transcription factor activity. Lineage: Eukaryota; Fungi; Ascomycota; Pichiomycetes; Serinales; Debaryomycetaceae. Gene Ontology annotation, cellular component: nucleus. The record is from RefSeq and is a predicted model, not a curated record. The transcript has a single exon. Gene Ontology annotation, biological process: cellular response to starvation; regulation of DNA-templated transcription. The coding region runs from base 1 to 1350 and encodes 449 amino acids.
AUGACCUGUGAUGCUGGCCGGCCGUGUCAGCGAUGUAUCCAGCGGAAGCUCGACAAAACCUGUCAGGACGCUCCCCGGAAGCGGAAAAAGUACCUCAUCGAUGUCCCCACCGAGGCGAUCGACACCUAUGCCCCCGAUCAAGCCCCACCACCGUCAGAGUCCUUCUUCAGCAAGAGUCCUCGGGAAUCACUAUAUCCUCCUCCCCAGCAGCAGCAGAAGCAACAACAGCAGCCACCAAUGGCACCCACAGCGGCUCCAGACACCCAAUCGAUGCAGUCAGCCAAGUAUAAUCCGAUCACUGGCCGCGGAUCGCAAACAAACCAGUUCAUGUCUUCCGCCGUCGAUAUGGAGUACAGCACCCUUUCCAAUAUUCUCCAGGACAUCCCCUCUACCGACUCCAACCCCCAAUCACCGGCACUAUCACCAGCCACUGCUCGGAGCUAUUCUGGGUACUCCAUGGCCCCUUACCCCACAAAUAACCCGCGCCCGCCUGCGCCUCAACACCACCAUUCUUCAUCGCUGGCGUUGGCGGUACCGUUAUACGAUAAGCACUUUAAGUGUGACGAGCUGAUAAACCAGUAUUUCUUGGGCGAAUCGGCCGCGGAGCUGACGGCACCCGUUACUUUCCCCGACGUCAUUGCUGCCAUUGAUGCCAUGGCUCGCGCCGACCCUGCGGUGAUGAGAGAGCGAAAUAAUAAGCUGGCGCUUUCGUUUGCCGUCGGUAUAUGUCUGGAUGACCCCGAGACUUAUUAUAAACACCAGGUGUAUAAGGAGCCCGAGGAAAUCUAUCAGCAGGUGAAAAAGCCAUUUAGCUAUACUCCGGGUUACCACAUGUUGAUUGCCUACUUGCGCAACCGGUUCCCCAAACCGAUGUUGGUGAAAAUGGCAGAGCUGAUGGCGACGUAUAGACCGUCGUUUAUCGCCUGUACCAACUCCCUCAAGGAAGGUGACCUUAUCUUCAUGGAACAGUGCUUCCAGCGAACACUUCUAACCUACGACAGUUUCAUUCGUGUCAGUGGUACUCCGACAAUCGUGUGGCGACGCACGGGGGAGAUUGCCUACGUUGGCCACGAGUUUUGCAUUUUAACCGGGUGGAGCAAAGACGACUUAAUCGGGAAGAACCGCCGCAAGUUCAUUGUCGAGCUCCUCGACGAUAAGCUGGUGGUGGAGUACUUCCAGCUCUUUAGUCGUAUUGCCUUUGGCGACUUUUUGGGUGCUACCAUGACCGAGUGUACCCUUCUUACCCCGAAACCCGACGUCAAGAUCCGCAUGGGGUGUAUCUGGACGCUCAAGCGGGACGUGUUCGGUAUCCCCAUGAUGAUCAUCGGCAACUUCCUCCCCAUUCUCUAG